Messenger RNA from Ceratotherium simum simum (southern white rhinoceros), 2050 nucleotides. It is a transcript of the gene ETNPPL, whose product is annotated as ethanolamine-phosphate phospho-lyase. Gene Ontology annotation, molecular function: transaminase activity; ethanolamine-phosphate phospho-lyase activity; pyridoxal phosphate binding. Gene Ontology annotation, cellular component: mitochondrion. The record is from RefSeq and is a predicted model, not a curated record. Lineage: Eukaryota; Metazoa; Chordata; Mammalia; Perissodactyla; Rhinocerotidae.
ACCUCCGACGCCCAGGGCCAGGGCACCGGCGAGGGACAGCGGGAGGAAGGGCCGCGCUGAGGCCGUCCGCGCGCUCCGAGGGACGCCCGCAGCGCCGCCACCAUGUGCGAGCUGUACAGCAAGCAGGACACCCUGGCGCUGAGGAGCAAGCACAUCGGGCCCUCGUGCAAAGUUUUCUUUGCUGCGGAUCCCGUCAAAAUAGUGCGAGCUCAGCGACAGUACAUGUUCGACGAGAAAGGCGAGCGGUACCUGGACUGCAUCAACAACGUGGCCCACGUGGGACACUGUCACCCAGAAGUGGUCAGAGCUGCCCUGAAACAGAUGGAACUGCUGAACACAAAUUCUCGGUUCCUGCACGACAACAUUGUGGAGUAUGCCAAGCGCCUCUCUGCGACACUGCCCGAGAAACUCUCUGUUUGCUAUUUCACAAAUUCAGGAUCUGAAGCCAAUGACUUAGCCUUACGCCUGGCUCGACAGUUCAGAGGCCACCAGGAUGUGAUCACUCUUGACCAUGCUUACCAUGGUCACCUAUCAUCUUUAAUUGAUAUCAGUCCAUAUAAAUUUCGAAAGGGCAAAGAUGUUAAGAAAGAAUUUGUCCAUGUGGCAGCAGCUCCAGACAUUUACAGAGGAAAAUACAGAGAAGACCAUGCAGACCCAGCCGGUGCUUACGCAGGUGAGGUGAAGAAGAUUAUCGAAGAAGCUCAUAGCAGUGGAAGGAAGAUUGCUGCCUUUAUUGCUGAAUCCAUGCAGAGUUGUGGCGGACAGAUAAUUCCUCCAGCAGGCUACUUCCAGAAAGUGGCAGAAUAUGUACGAGGAGCAGGGGGUGUGUUCAUAGCUGAUGAAGUUCAGGUCGGCUUUGGCCGAGCUGGGAAACAUUUCUGGAGCUUCCAAAUGCAUGGUGAAGACUUUGUUCCGGACAUUGUCACAAUGGGGAAACCAAUGGGCAAUGGCCACCCAGUGGCAUGUGUGGUAACAACCAAAGAAAUUGCAGAAGCCUUCAGCAGCUCUGGGAUGGAGUAUUUCAAUACGUAUGGAGGAAAUCCAGUAUCUUCUGCUGUGGGAUUGGCUGUCCUGGAAGUAAUUGAGAAUGAAGACCUUCAGGGAAAUGCCACAAGGGUGGGGAUGUACCUCACUGAGUUAUUGAAUAGACAAAAGGCUAAGCAUGCAUUGAUAGGAGAUGUCAGGGGCGUUGGCCUUUUUAUCGGCGUUGACUUAGUGAAGGACCCUCAGAAAAGGACCCCGGCCACAGCAGAGGCGCAACACGUCAUCUACAAAAUGAAGGAAAAUCGGGUGCUUCUCAGCGCCGACGGGCCUCACAGAAAUGUGCUUAAAAUAAAGCCACCCAUGUGCUUCACGGAAGAAGACGCCAAGUUUAUGGUGGACCAACUUGACGGGAUUCUGACAGGUUUAGAAGAAGCCAUCGGAGCCCAAACUGAGAGUGUGGUCCCUGAGAACAUUCCAUGCAGAACAAAGAUGCCUAAGGAAGCACCCUCAGAAUUACUCAGUGACGGCAGCCCGGACCCCAAAGAAAAUCCUGGCCAAAAGAGAAACAGAUUAUGUGCAAAUAAACCUCCACUGCUCAGUAAGAGGCUCAAGACAUGAGAGAUGAGCGUUUUACAGCAAGAUAACUGUCCUGAGUUACAGAGAACAAAUGGAAGUGACUCUUCUGUUAGCAGCUCUGUUGUGCCCUCUAAAGGGAGAAUUUGCUUUCCAUUUAGAUUUGUAAAUAAAGAAGCUAAACGAGUAAUAAGAAUAAACCAGGUGAUAAUCAAACCAGGUCCAGAUUAUCAGUUCAGCCUCAAGCCUGUUAAUUCCUUACUUGAGAUUUCUGAGCGUACUUCAUUUAUUCUAGUAAAUUUAAGCUUCAAGUUGGAUAUUAAGUUGGCCGUUUUACUUCUCGCAUUUUAAUGUUCGGAAUGAGAGCAAAGUACAACAGGUUCCUGAACUUUGGACACUUGGUGCCUUAAAAUAUGAAUUCUUUAAUGAUUUCAUUUAUAUUUAAGUAUAUUUAUGGACUAUAAUAAAAUAAAAGGUGAUAUAAACCAAAAAA